Messenger RNA from Glossina fuscipes, 5204 nucleotides. RefSeq lists its product as uncharacterized. The record is from RefSeq and is a predicted model, not a curated record. Gene Ontology annotation, molecular function: peptidase inhibitor activity. Lineage: Eukaryota; Metazoa; Arthropoda; Insecta; Diptera; Glossinidae. Bases 256 to 5202 code for a protein of 1648 amino acids. The transcript is spliced from 16 exons. Gene Ontology annotation, cellular component: extracellular region.
UGUGCAUUCAGUCAAACGGUGCAGUCGAAACACAUCCGCUUUCGAAUAUAAAGCUAGUUAGCACUUGCUUACGUUGGUUUACUGUCAACGAGUUACACUAUAAAAGGCAUUCUUUGAAGAUAUUAAAAAGAAAAAUUUGAUAAGCAAACGUUUUUAACUUAUAAUAAAAAUUUAACUAUGAUUUGAAUCUUUACCCUGCACCAAGUAAUUGAAACAUAAUCAAAUUAAAAGUUUUAAAUAAAUAAAACAACGAUAAUGAAACGAUAUUUACUACAAUUUUUAUUUGUAGCUAUCGUCUGCAGCAGAGUGUUAUCGGGCCCAUUGGCUCAAACGGAGAUUCCUCAAGACGACGAAGAUGACGACUGGGACGAUGAGGAUGAAUCCUCGGAAGCGGAUGAUGACGGACGAAUUUAUAAGAACCCGCGUAACUCACCCUCUUCGGAAUGUCCGCGUGACGAAGAGCAAGCCACUUUAUUGGGACAAAAAUGUUUACGUAAAUGCUCAUCGGAUGAGGACUGUAAGAGUAAGAAAAAAAAAUGUUUAUGUGACGGCGUCUGCGGUAUGUCAUGCAUUAAGCCCGAUCGCGAAUGCCCGGAAUUGGCUCAACCUACUCUAGGCCAAGUCACAGUCGCUGGUAGACAUUUUGGUGCACGAGCCUCUUAUUCCUGCCCUCAUGGUUAUCAUGUAGUUGGACUACAAAGUCGUUUAUGCCAAGCCGACGGCAACUGGGCUGGUGCUGAGCCAGCUUGCAAACAAAACAUUUAUUGUCUGAAACCACCGCAAAUAGAACAUGCUCGCAAUUCAGCUUUGCCAGAGCAGGAAACAUUUGAUUUGGAUUCGACAGUACAAUAUCAUUGUCAUAAUGGUUACGUGACCAACGGUUUUCCAAGAGCUAAAUGUCUAGCCAUAGAUGGUCAAGCCAGCUGGUAUGGACCAGAUAUACAAUGCGAACCUCGAUCCUGCGGCCAGCCGCCAGAUCCGGCUAACGGAUGGCAUUCUGGCGAGUGUUACACUUAUGGUUGCAAAAUCACCUACAAUUGCGGCAAUAGUUACGAGUUAGUAGGCAAACAUGAACGCACCUGCCAAUCAGACGGUUCUUGGACGCCAAAAGAGCUGCCCACUUGUGUAUUAGUUACCUCUGUUAUAUGCCCUACACCUGAAAAUCCGAAGAACGGUAAAGCCACAUACACAACUUUAGCCUAUAAUUCAGUGGUUAGCUAUGAAUGCCGUUAUGGCUAUACGUUGGUGGGCGAAAGCUCAAGCCGUUGUGGAGCUGAUCGAAAGUGGAGCGGAACUUUACCUGUGUGUAAAGAAAUUAAUUGCGGUCAUCCUGGCAUUCUAUACAAUGGUUGGAUCGAAAACAUUGAAGUGGGUACUGGUUUAGGCGCUAGCAUUAUAUUUCGGUGUCAACCCGAAAUGCUAAUGCAAGGUCAUGCAUCCAGUGUUUGUCAAAUUGAUGGACGUUGGCGGAACCCUUUGCCUGAGUGUUUAGCUCCAUGUGUGGUACCAACUAUAUCACAAGGCUUUGUUAUACCUAUCGAAAUUAUGACUGAUGAGAAUGGCACGGUCAUAAUAACAUCUACAACGACGCAAUCGCCUGUCAUUUCUCCUUCCGGAUAUGUGGAUAAAGUAAAACAUGGCACAUCUUUAGAUGUCAAAUGUGACGAAAAUUAUGAAUUCCCAGUCUCCUUGUUAAGUCCACCCACAUGUCAUAAUGGCACAUGGAGCAUAAUACCGCGUUGCGUUCCGGCGAGAUGUAAAAGUAUGCCGAAACCUCCAAAGCACGGUAUGGUAUUGGCUCCAAAAACUGAGCAUGGUAUGAAAGCAAGAUUUAAAUGUAAAGACGGCUUUAAACUGGUCAAUCCCGAAGGGAAAGAUAUAACAGAUCUAAAUGCUUACAUUCUUACCUGUUCUUUUGGCAAUUGGACUGGAGACACACCACAUUGUCAAGAAGUAUUUUGUUCAUUCCCUGGCUAUAUACCAAAUGGCAAGGUAUUAUUAGUUGGCAAUAUGGGACUUUAUGACUACAGGCCCUAUGUGAAAAAGAUAGUAAAUAACAAACAGAUUAUGUACGAUUGUGAUAAAGGUUAUGUAUUAGACGUAGGUCCACCGGGCGCCACCUGUGUGGGUGGUAAAUGGCGCCCUUUAGAACUACCGCAAUGUUUAUUGGGUCAACACCCUCGCCUGCGUUGGAAUCGCAAACGCAGGUCCAUCGAAAUAAGACAUAUUGGCUCUACAUAUCGCAUGCGAGAGAAACGUGACUUGGAGAAAAAAUUAAGAUAUGAUAUUUAUCAACAUUUUCCACAAUGGAAAAAUGCAACAAAUAAGGUUGAUCCUAAAUUACGGAAGCGUAGCAAACGAACACCGACUGAGAUUGAAGAAGCCUAUUCUAAAUAUUACCAACGUAUCCGGCAAAAAUACCAAAAUUAUGUUAAACACUUAUUAGGCUACAACAAAAUGUACAAUCCUUUAGAAUUUCUUAAUACCAACAAAAAGAUACAAGCACAAGAUGGUCGUUGGUAUAGUUUCUACGAUAAUCAAGAGCAAUUAGCUCGAUAUAAACCUAACCACAAAUCCCAAACUUUGGCGAAUGAAUUUAAUCUUUAUGACUAUGAGGAUUUCGACGGUGCGCAUAGAACAAUGGGCAAAAUACCAAUGCCCAAUAUCUAUCAAAAUUCUCGGUACAGUUCGAGCAGGAGGAAGAAUGAACCUAUUCUUGAUAGCAAUAAUUCCUUUCAUCGCCUUAUGGAAGGUUCGAAAAAAUUACCAAAAACAAGCAAUGAAAGUGAUUUCAUAGAACAAUUAAAAGCUCAAAUAAUACGAAAACGUCGUAAAAGAAGCAGCAGUUACUUGCAGCCCAGUGAGCCAGACGCAAGCGAUCAUUUGGAGAACAAAGAGGGACGCAAGCGUUUACGUGGCCCUUGUGAAGAUUUAGAUUGGGACUCAUUCGCAAAUAUUACCACUAUUAGGCCGGGUAAGGCUCCAGGAAGAAACAGUGUUGGUAUCAUAUUGUAUUUAGAAUGCAAUCCUGGUUUUAAAUUAAAUAUAAAGGAUGAAAAUGUGACAGUUCGUUGCAUACGAGGAAUUUGGAAACCCGAAACACCAAAGUGCGUUUCAGGUAUUUCGAGAAAUCUCUUUUCACAAUCUUCAAUCUUUUACGUUAAACCUUUUCGAAAAGUAGCGCCUUGCUUAGUACCUUUUGUGGAGAAUGGAAAAUAUUAUAAAGUGGAGCCGCAUACCAAAUGGUUAUCGGAUAAACCUUCUUUAACGCCCCUUUCAACCUAUGAGGAAAUACAAUCAAAUGAAUUUAUAACAUUGGAGUGCGGAGAUGGUUAUAAAAUACAAGGCUCAGCACAAUUAAGAUGCGCCCAUGGCAGUUGGUCAGUAAAUGCUUUCUCUGAAUGCGUUUCUAUUCUUUGCACUCUUCCGAACAUAACAGGUUUAACAUACGAGGGAGGUUAUCGCGCUGGACUUACCAUCGGUCACAUGAGUUCGGUUAGCGUGCGCUGUAAUUAUUCCACCAAUACUUUGCCGAUUGAAAUGAACUGUAACAAAGGUGUACUAACUCCACAAAACAUACACUGCGAAUCCGGUAUGCGAAAAUCGCGUGAAGAAAUUCUGCAAGACAAUGAAGAAGAAAUUAAUGCGAGGUCUAACAGUGCGUCAAUAUCACAUUCCCUGGACUCGUCAGAUAUGGAAGAAUCGUCUAACUCCACUGACGAUCAAAAUACUACUGAGGAAGCAAAAAUGUGUGGACCUCCGUCCAUAACAGAUGGCGCUUUAGUUUACAAAAAUGGGGAUUUGGAAAUUGAAGGUGGAUAUGAGAGCGGGACCGAGAUUUUUUUCAACUGCAUUCCGAGUGCGUCCGGUGAGCGAAAUACAUGGAAAAUUAUAUGCGAAAACGGCCAUUGGAUAGGCAGAUCUUAUAAUUGCGCUAACGGCACUUGUAUGUUUAAAAACAAUGAACCAAAUGUGGUGAGUUUUUAUAAUGACUUGGAAAUUCGUGAAGAUAUUGUUGAAUUCCCUCCAGGAGCGACCAUAAUAUCAAGAUGUACUGACAUCGGCAAAUUUGAGCUUGUGGGUAGUAUUGAAAGGACAUGUAUUCACUCCGAGUGGACCGGCGCAAAACCAGCUUGUUUUGGUUUAAAUCAAGAAAAUGACUAUGCUAUGGAAAAAGCUCCUACAAUAUUAUUUCGUCAUCAAAACGGUCCUAUCGCGCAAAGUAAUGACGGUAAACUGAUUGUGUAUCCGGGCACCACUCUGCACAUGGAAUGCUUAUGGAUGAGACGUUUCGGCAAUCCGAAAUGGUCUGUGAGCCAUAGUGUGAGAAAUUAUUCAGAAGGUUGGGUUACUGACGAGGGGAGAGACGCUACUUUGGAGUAUCGCUUAACAAUAUCCAAUGCUCAAGCUGAAGAUUCUGGCAUAUUCUCUUGCCAAACGCCGGCAAGACAUGAACACUCAGUUGAGGUGGUUGUUAAGAGUAUCAACUGUCCUGAAAUUCCUAUACGGCGUGGUUUAAUUGUUAGUACGAACGAUACCAAAUUAAGCACUCGGGUCUUGCUUUCCUGCUCGAAUGGAAAUUCACUUAUUGGUUCUUCUGAAUUAUUUUGCCUUCCCAGUGGCAACUGGAGUGCACCCUUACCAGUUUGCGAAAGCGUAGAAUGUGGCGAUAUUCCUCUACCUAAUAACGUUAGUUCUCCACGGGUCUCUGUGCUAUCCAGGGAGGUAGGUGGUCGCGCUGCCUUCUCCUGCGCCUCUGGCUACGGUAUACGAGGACCGUCAGAAGCAAUAUGUUUGCCUACUGGCGAAUGGGCUGUACCCUUUCCAACAUGCAUUGAAGUUCAAUGUGACAAUCCAGGAGCUCCUCAAAACGGUUACGCUCAGGGCUCAGCACCUUACCGGGCCGGCGAUGUUGUGCAAUUCAAUUGCAAUCCCGAGUACAUGAUGCAAGGACAACCUAUAAUUGCCUGCCAAGAUAACGGCCGCUGGUCCGGAGUUUUGCCGAAAUGCGUUCAGGCCUGUUCCUAUCCUGGUACAGCAAUAAGUGGCCAUAUGUCUUCGGUACAAUUUUACUAUGCGAUUGGUGAAAGUGUAACAUUUACUUGCGACGCUGGUUUAGAGUUAAGAGGACCAAAAAUGGUCAAAUGUCUUAAAAAUGGGAAGUGGUCCGGCGCAAUACCCCAAUGCAUUUCCACGGACUGAUC